AUGCCCAUGGCGUUGCAUGCAGUCGCGCAAUUGCUCGAUCGAGCAGUCGAUGCGACCCCUUCGACCCCUUUGACGACUCCGCCCUCAGCCUAUCACGCAACCGACGAUAGCGUUUCUGGGAUGACUGACAGGCACAAAUGUGUCACAGGCGCCGUCAGGGCGAGCUGCGAGUUCUGCAGGAAGCGCAAGAUCAGAUGCCUGCCCCCUCCACCUGAACGGGCUCCCUCACGAGCAAGACAGGACGACGAGCCGGGCGGAUCACGUCCUUCUUGCCAGGCUUGUACGGAGCGUGGACUGUCGUGCCUCUUCCUGACGAUUCAGUCAAUGGGAAGACCGCGGAAAGAUGCUCAGGCAGUCAAGGCACCGGCUGCGCCCGCUCUGCGACAUCAUGCCAAGCGCAAGGCGGAUCCAGCCUGGGCACCUAGACCCUCUCGCGAGGCAAGCAAACGGGCACGAGUGACGUCCAAGUCAGGACCGGCAUCCGCCGCCAGACCGCCAGCGAGCACGCAUACGGGCUCAUCAAGCAGCGAAUCCGACGAGCUUGAGCGAAUACACCCAACAGUACCCAGUCGACCUGAUACGCCCACGGAUCACUUGAGGCAUCCCAGCGGCUCAUCUUCAGGGCUUGUCUACGGUGCGGACAGCAGGAUUGCUCAGUGGUCUCGAGGCGUAGCAUCGGCACAGCGCCUACCAGGUCCAUCGACAGCCUCCUGGCAAAGAGAGCUCGGCGUCCUUGAAGCGCGAGAGCAACGUCACCGCUACGUAGCUAUGCCUAGAUACCAGCUCCAAUUCCAAGCCGGCAAAGGCCUUGUCGGAACAGGCAACCUCAUUCCUUCAGGUCGACCCGCUACCCUCGCCUCUCCCGCCCGAGCGUACGAGGAAUCUGCGACCCGCUUCUCGCCAUACUCGCCGGCAGCACACCUGCCGAUCUUGUCGCCAAACAGUCUCGCAUCGCCACCAUCUACCGCGCCAGGGCUCGCAAGCUCGGAUGAUACGACUUCAGAGACCAGUGCGGAGCCAGAUCUGCCCGUCGAUGCACUAGCCGAACAAUGUCAGACAUCUGCGCGGCCGGAUCUGCAAGCAAAUGUAUCUCGUCUUCGACAAGUCCAGAGGCUCAAUGGCGUCUGGGAGGCAUUUAGCAGCGAUACAAUCGGUACAAUGACAGAAACGUUCUUUGGUCUCGUCACUGGCGGACAUACGUCUGUUGCCCGCGCGAACGGGCAGGAGACCUCUAAUGCGACCCGUGCGCUCUAUGCCGCCGCGCUCAGUGCCCAAUCAAACCGACGUAAGCUUGGUAAGGGCAGCGCCAGCGAGAUUGCCGUCUUCUCGCGUGCCAUGAUGACCUCGCGACUAUGGCCUCUCAUCUCCGUCGACCUUGUGUCGCUUGUCACAACGGGCACAACCUCUCCAUCUGCCUACGCUCCACCCGAUCUCGUCGGCAAAUCGAGUAACAUCCCACUAUUUGUCCGAAUGUGGUACAACGACAGUUCAGCGCCAUUUGACCAAGCGGGCUCGGCAACAGCCACGCCCGAGCCGUCCAAUCCACUGCUUAAGAUCUCAAGUGAAGAAAUCAGGACGAUCUUCAGUCGAUGGCAUGACAAAUUUGCGCUCAAUCUGUGCUUAAACGAUACCUCAUUCCUGUCAGAUCUGGAGGAGGGCAUAUGUGAUCCAGCGCUUGUCUGUGUCAUCGUCGGAACUGCCAUCAGCCGCAUCAUACCCGGCAACCACUACGAUUGUCUCGGUCAACGGACGCCAGCGGACAGUCAUUCCUGCGCUAACUUGCACGCACUGCCUGACAGUUCAUCAUUCUUCAAGUAUGCCGAAUGGCUUCUAUUCGGUCGCGCAGGCAGCGGCAAGGUGCAUCAAGUUUCGACCAUUCAGGCACUCAUUAUCUGGGGAGGUCAUGAAAUAUCAAACACCCGGCCUAAACGUGCUUGGGCUCUCUUCGGCACUGCGCACGCUCUUGUGCGCGCUAUCUUACCUGGUCGUCUUGCCUCGAGAUCCUCUCAGCCUCAGCAUUCGGUUGCAGAGCCUACGCGCGCAGACGUGGAAAGCGAGACAUUGAUUUCUGCUUGCUGGUCAAUCUCACUACUUGCAGCAUGGACCUUUCUGUGCCUAAGGAUGCCCUGCGAUUCACUUGCUGAGCUAGCGCAAGGAUUACCGCUGCCGCCGGCCAGUCCAUCCGAAUCAAGAAGCUGGCGAUACCGCAUGCGACCCAGCAGUAAGCGCCUAGCGAGCUGUGACGACAGCAUCACAAAGUCGAUGGCUGUCUUCUCUGACGCUUGUCGCACUCUACAAACGAUUGUUUCAAGCAUGUCCAAGCCCGAGCGUUCCGCGCACGGGCAGGAGCAGCAGUCAACGCUGACACUCCCUUGCUCGACCUUUUCGCAGGCAACAAUGGCAGACCCUCGCUUGUCACACCUCGCAGUGUUCAAUAGCGCCGUUGCAUCGUAUAUGAUCGACACGGCUACGAGCCUCAUUGGCACAGCCCCGUCAGCACAACACCUGCCGACUGACUUGCUCGCCGGCCAAUCGAGGCGGACAAACCCAUUUCUUGCAACAGUCCUCGCAACACUGGCACUCCAUCGGAUCGUUCCAUUCAAUCAGAAACAAUCUCAGCUCAACCUGCCCAUCGUUGCUGUACAAUGCGCGCUGCGAGCCAUUGAGAUUCUCAAUGAAGCAUCAGCACGACCGCUUGCCGCGUUGCAUCACGAUAUAGCGAAGGACAGUGACGGACUCGAUGAUCUCCGGCUUCAACCAAACAACGAGCAUCUUGGGGUAUUGCGCAUUGUCUCUGACGCUUUGCCACAAUGCUUGAAGCUCAUGGACAACCUAGCCGCCACCCCCGACGCGAGUGAAGUCCUCAGCCUAUUGACCGACGAGGAAGCUCGCAUAAUGCGCUUACUCGACAAUCUGACAGCGUUUGUCCGUCACGCCAUGAAUCCAGCUGCGGUUCGACACCUUGGCGAGCUUCAACUCAGCGCAGUCAGCCUACAGUAUCUUCGGCGAGCGGCCAUCGGUUCUCCGAUGCAGUCGCCGCUGGAGCUUCCCGAAGGCAUGCGGAGCGAGACCGACCAGGUCCUCUACGAGCUGCUUGACAGCUUCAUCAAUCGGAGUCGCGAGGGCACUCUAACGCCAACUCGUAGCAACACUCCCUUUGAUCUCGAGCUAGUCUAG
Mixia osmundae IAM 14324 is the source of this 3177-nucleotide messenger RNA. RefSeq lists its product as uncharacterized. The coding region runs from base 1 to 3177 and encodes 1058 amino acids. Lineage: Eukaryota; Fungi; Basidiomycota; Mixiomycetes; Mixiales; Mixiaceae. The record is from RefSeq and is a predicted model, not a curated record. Gene Ontology annotation, biological process: regulation of DNA-templated transcription. The transcript has 3 exons. Gene Ontology annotation, molecular function: zinc ion binding; DNA-binding transcription factor activity, RNA polymerase II-specific.